AACUAUUCUAAUUUAUGGGCAGUUGUUAAAGUGCUCCUUAGGUUGCAGAUGAUUUACUGACGAUGGAUUCAAGUGCUUGCAAAUAAACAGAUAACCCCAUCAAGGAAGAAAACCUACCCCAAUAUGAUGAGAACAAAAUCAUUAUAAUACAGGCUUAUUAUAGAGGGCACAAAGUUCGCAAAUCGCUUAUGCCCACUAUCUCAUCUCCAGAACCCUCUGCUCCAACUUAACCUGACAAUCCAAAACUUUGCUUCGAUCCUUCUCUCAUCCAAGAGAACGAUUAAUCUAUAUUUAUGAAAAAUGGUGCCAUCUACACUGGGACCUGGAAAGAUGGCCAAGCUAAUGGAAAGGGAAAAUAUUAAUUCCAUGAUAGGUAGUUACUAUUUGUUAUUUUCUAGUUACAUCGAAGGAACUGUAAUUUAUUCAAUAUAUUUAGUGGAUUGCCAAUGAACUUCAAGGUGAAGGAGUCUACGUGAACUCCAAUGAAUCCUAUCGUGGAUAAUGGCGAGAUAACAUGUUUCACGGCCAAGGGGAAUUUAGGUAUUUUGAUGGUCGAAUUUAUACAGGUAUCCAAAUUCUUACAUUUAGGCUAAUGGAAACAAGGACUUUAACAUGGAACAGGCAAGGAAAUAUAUAAGGAUAAGUCUGUUUAUGAAGGAAAAUUUAAGAAUGGAAUGAAAUGUGGUUUGGGCAUUUUCCAAUUGUCUGAUGGCUCAGUAUAUUAAGGAGAAUUUGAAAAUGAUUUAUUUCACGGAUAUGGUUCAUUUGUAAAUACUAUUUAUUAAGUAGACUUGGCCUGAUAAACUCAAAGUUUUUGAAGGUUACUGGAGGAAUGGCUUAAAGAAUGGCGAUGGAACCAUGAAAUGGGGAGAUGGUAUUAUUAUAAUUUGAUAUCUCUAAAUUAGGUCGUGUAUAUAGUGGUCAAUAUUUGGACGAUAUUAAGCAUGGAUAUGGAGAGAUGUAUUAUACAGAUGGUCGUGUUUACAAAGGAUUAUGGAAACAAGGCGUUUAGGAUGGUAUAGGCUAAUUUUUAGACAAAGAAGGGAUUGCAAAAAAAGGAUUUUGGGUUAAAGGUAAAUUAAAAAAGUGGAUCUGA
Paramecium octaurelia is the source of this 1096-nucleotide messenger RNA. The record is from the annotation of a GenBank genome assembly. Lineage: Eukaryota; Ciliophora; Oligohymenophorea; Peniculida; Parameciidae.